UAGUCCAUAUCUGAAAGAAAAAAAAUAGAACCUUUCAAACUUUAUGAAAUAUUCCAGCCAACAGAAAUGACACCUGUUGACCUGUGAUGUUUGAUCUAAAAAUGGUGUGUGUGGCAGGGGAGAGAGAGAGUCCACAGAAAAAUAAAUCAUUUGAAAUAGCAAUUUUUAUUCAACUUGAAAAUUGGCAGCUGCCACUGAAACUUAAAAAAGCGAAACUUGACAACACUAAAACUUAACUUUUGAUUUUUCAUAUUGUUGUUUGAGAAAGCAGUAUUAAUAGUACAGAAUGGCUAUUUCUAUAUCAGUAUCUGUUCAAUAACCACAGUGCAUUAAGUACUAAUAAUGCACAGAAUACAAGAGAUGCAUAAUUUCUCACUAGUGUGAAGUGGUAUUAAACACAUUUCUUCUAUAGUCUCUGAUUAAGGUAGAAAAUGGGAAGGAAAACAUUGUGUUGAUGAUAACUUUGAUGUUGGAAUUGAAAUUUUACUCAAAACACCCACAAUCUUAAAAGCAUAUUAGGCUUGAUAAACUUAAGAAAAUUCAAAAAACUACUGCACUGCUGUAAGUUCCAUUCCUCUCAAUUGCCUUUUACAUAAUGCUUUUGAAGUCUAAUUUAUAAAAUUUCUUAUGUGAUUUAUCACAUUCAUUUAUCACUGGUAAGAGAUGCAUUUUAUACUAGAGGUGUUCUUGUAGUGCUAGUUUCCCACUAGAUUCUAGUGCAAGAAAAGUGUUUCACAGAAGUGCUGCAUAAUUUCUCAAUGCUUUUGCCAUUUUAAGUAACUGGAAAUCUGCUUUCUUUCCUCUCGAAGGUCAUGAAACGUGUACGCACAGAACAGAUUCAGAUGGCAGUUUCCUGCUACCUCAAACGCAGGCAGUAUGUUGACUCAGAGGGUCCUCUGAAACAAGGGCUGCGCUUAUGUCAGACUGCAGAAGAAAUGGCAGCUAAUCUAACAGUUCAAUCCGAAUCGGGUUGUGCAAACCUUGUCUCGGCUGCCCCGUACCUUGCAGAGCCACAACAAUAUGAAAUACAGUUCGGACGAUUACGCAACUUUCUUACAGAUUCAGAUUCCCAGCACAGCCAUGAAGUCAUGUCUCUUCUGUAUCCCCUCUUUGUCUACCUCCAUCUCAACAUGGUCCAAAAUGGCUUAAAGAGCACAGUGGACAGUUUCUAUAGUCGCUUCCAUGGGAUGUUCUUGCAGAAUGCCAGCCAAAAGGACAUUAUUGAGCAAUUACAAACCACACUAACGAUGCAGGACAUUCUGUCCAACUUCAAGCUCCGGGCAUUCCUGGACAAUAAGUAUGUUGUCCACCUUCAAGAAGACAGCUACAACUUCCUACUUCGCUACCUCCAAAGUGACAACAACAGUGCUCUCUGCAAAGUCCUCUCUUUGCACAUUCACUUAGAUGUGCAGCCAGCAAAGAGGAUGGAUUACCAGCUCUAUGCUAGUGGUGGCUCUUCACGCAGUGAAAGCAAUGGCCUAGAACCCACUGAAAUGCCUGCUUCUAUCCUGCAAAAUGAGGCAGCCUUGGAUGUCCUGCAGGAUAGCAUUAAGAGAGUGAAAGAUGGUCCACCUUCACUCACCACCAUAUGUUUCUAUGCAUUCUAUAACACUGAGCAGUUGCUGAACACAGCAGAGAUCUCACCAGACAGCAAAUUGCUUGCUGCUGGCUUUGACAAUUCCUGUGUAAAGCUAUGGAGCUUGCGAUCCAAGAAGCUGAAAUCUGAGCCUCAUCUGGUAGAUGUGUCCCGAAUUCAUCUAGCUUGUGAUGUCCUGGAUGAGGAGCUCCCAGAAUUCUCCAGAGACACACGUCUGUCGGCACCUACAUUUCACUUGCCUGGAAAAAGGCCUAUCUCAGAGGCAUCCAAGGCCUGUGUUUCCUGCCAUUAGUGUACAUACAAAAAAGGAGACUGCCCUGUGCUUCCUAGGAGGCCUCAUGGGAGGCAGAGUCUCACUGUCCAUUAGGUCCUGUAAAGGUAUCAUUCCAAAGAAUCCCAGAUCUCAUGAAGACCUAGCCCUCCCAGGAAGGACCAGGGCAGUUUUCUUUUUGGAGUAUUAACAACAGGGAACACCGGCCUCAAAAGCCUCUGAGGGCAGGCCCUGUUCCAGGUAAGUAAAAUGAAAGUGUCUGCCUGUGGGCCGGAAUUCUCAGAAUUCUGUCUGGGGCAUUCUGAGGGUUGAAGCCCCCCCCCCAAUUAAAAAAAUCAUGAACGGCAUACCCCUGUUUCACACUAUCCAGUACAAGAUUGUUUAACAGCAGGCUAAAUAGCUACUCCUUUUUAACCACACAGUAAUUGAUCACAUCUGGUUUGUUGAAGCUAAUAUGCAGCAGGUUCCAUCUUACACAGUGCCAAGAAAUUUUCACUUAAGUAGCAUGAUUUCCCUCCCUUUUCCUUCUUUGCCUCCUGCAAAUCUGCAUCAGAAGAUCCACAAACCUUCUGGAGCAAAUGUAAGGGAGCACACUAUGGUGGAGGGCAGCAACCGUAUCUGUGGUGGGCAUCCUUUCUGUCCAUAGACAGAAAUCAUUAACUACUGCCCAGUUUAUUGACUGCUGUUUUUUUAUGAUUUGGCAAAUAGCUGCCUGAAAUUUUUAUGAAGCCCUUGUAGUUGCACUACAAUGGUGUUCAAAGGUAGUUUAAGUGUAGUUCUCAUAAUCGGUGAAUGUUCCUAAACAUGGAGUCAACAUUGGAGGAAAUCAGAUGUAGCUAGAUUCCACCCACAUGGAUCUUCUGACACAUUUAGGCUGCAGUUCUAUACCCACUUACCUAGAAUAGCUGCAGGUGAAGAAGAACUACAAUGGAGACAAAAGUUCUUAAUUGCCCAAUGCUUUGUAUGUAUACUGUUCAGAUGUGCAGUUUUUGUGGUUAUAUAUAGAAGCAUACAGAAUACUAACAGGAAUCUUCAGCAAUUGAGCUAUGAAAGCUAUAAUGUGGGAACUAAUGCUUUGACAUACGGACCGUGUGUUGACAUAAGGACAGAAAACAGCCGGAACGGAUUAAUCGGUUUUCAGUGCAUUCUUAUGGGAAAUGCUGCUUUGACUUACGAACGUUUUGAUUGACGACCACCGUUCCAAUACGGAUUAAGUUCGUAAGUCAAGGCACCACUGUACACAGAAUUUCAUAUCAGAAAUGUCAGCUUUCCUCCUUUCUGCAGUUUGUUGCAUUCUGUAAUUCUUGAGGACCCUCUUAGCUCUGUAAUUCUACAAUUCUGUGAUGUGACAACUUGUGGCGGGAAGGUAACGUGGACAGCAUCAGAGCACAUGGCAGUCUGCCAGGAUGCUCUUAUUUUUUUACAGAAGUAUUCUGAGAUACAACAUGUCAUUCCAGACAAUAGCUGCUUACAUUAAGACUGUGGCUUGAAUACUGUACUCUUUUAUUCUGUAGAGAUAGACUGUAAUCCGUGAAA
Molecule: messenger RNA, 3404 nt
Organism: Pogona vitticeps (central bearded dragon)
Lineage: Eukaryota; Metazoa; Chordata; Lepidosauria; Squamata; Agamidae
Source: RefSeq, a predicted model, not a curated record